Messenger RNA from Eriocheir sinensis (Chinese mitten crab), 5814 nucleotides. RefSeq names its product exocyst complex component 6B-like (gene Sec15). NCBI's taxonomy places the organism in Eukaryota, Metazoa, Arthropoda, Malacostraca, Decapoda, Varunidae. Gene Ontology annotation, cellular component: membrane; exocyst. The transcript has 15 exons. Gene Ontology annotation, biological process: exocytosis; Golgi to plasma membrane transport; intracellular protein transport. The coding region runs from base 439 to 2835 and encodes 798 amino acids. The record is from RefSeq and is a predicted model, not a curated record.
ACUAAUUCCAAAGGCCAAAAAGGAGAUUAAUCGGGUUUCCAUGAAUGUUUUUUAGGUUCAUAGUACAGAAGAAGGGUCAAACUACCACCAGGGUCAUUAAACUACCACUGGAAAUGCUCCAAACACCUACGAAAACCGUCUCAAAUAUGUGUGCUUGGGCGACGAAAUGUUUAAGCAUACGACCCCCGGGGGCGGGACCAAUCAAAAAUUUAACCAAAACAAUGUCCUCUUUAUUUCCAUAUCGUGUGGAAUGUGGUUAUCAAAUAUAGCAUUUAAUAUGUAUCCACUGACGAGAAAACUGUUAAAUAAAUAAGCAAGUACUCCCUACCUACUGAGGGAGAAGGGGUCACUGUUGAGGAAUCAGCUGAUAGGCCGUGAGUCACGCCGAGGGGAGAGGCGAGGCCGAGGGGACCACAGCUCCUCGGGGGAACAGCACCCAUGGGCUCCCACGCUGGACCCAACACCUCCACGGCCAUCGAGGAGGACCCGCACACUGUCACACAUCUACUCAAUGAAUUAGAAGGCCCAGACACAAGUCGCGUAGCUUUAGUAAUAAGGACCAUUUAUGAUGGAGAUGAACAUGGCAAAUUCAUGGAAAGACUGGACACCAGGAUCCGGAACCAUGACAGAGACAUUGAACGCAUGUGCAACCAUCACUACCAAGGCUUCAUCGACUCCAUCAGGGAGUUGUUACAAGUUCGCUCGCAGGCACACAAGCUCAAGACAGAGGUUGUGAGGAUAGAUGAAGAGGCUCAAGAUUCAGCUAAACAGCUUCUUGCCAAAAGUGAGGAGAUGAUAAAGACAAGAAAAGUGCAAUCCAACAUCUGUGCAGCAGUGGAUGCCCUCACGCUGUGCCUGCCAGUCCUGACCACCUACUCCAAGCUGCAGAGCCAGAUGAAAGACAAAAGAUAUUAUCCUGCUCUCAAAACCCUGGAGCAGCUGGAACACACUUACCUGCCACGUGUUGCCAGUUACCGCUUUGCUCAACAGAUGCGAGACAACAUUCCAAGAGUAAGAGAAGACAUCAAGCAGGCGUCCAUGUCCGACAUCAAAGAUUUCCUGGAAGCCAUUAGACGGGUAUCAACACGCAUUGGGCAGGUGGCCAUGAAGCACGCUGCCCUCCAGUACAACAUGGACCCCAAGUUGGCUGUGACAAGAAAUGAAAGACACGCAGCAUUUCCGCCAAACCCUUUCACUGGUGAAACUUAUGAGGCUCAGUCUGAAGCCCAGAGUGAUGAAGAAGAAGAAUUGUGUGCUCAAGAUUUGAUUAAUUUUGCCCCGGUGUAUAGAUGCCUCCAUAUCUAUACAGUUCUAGGUGCAAGAGAACAGUUUGAGACCUAUUACAGACAACAAAGAAGAGAGCAAGCAAGAUUAGCUCUUCAACCUCCUACUAAUAUGCAUGAAAAUUUGGAAGGCUACCGACAGUACCUGUAUGGCGUUGUGGGCUUCUUUGUGAUUGAGGAUCAUGUCCUCAACACUGGUAAUGGUCUUGUCACCAGGUCAUAUCUUGAUGAAGUAUGGGAUAUGGCUUCAGGCAAGGUCGUCAACAACAUACGCAAUCAUUCCUCCUACUGCACGGACACCUACCUUAUGCUGAACAUCAAGAACCUCAUCAUGCUGUUUGCCCACACGCUGCAGAACUAUGGCUACACGGUCAACCCCUUGCAUGAGCUGCUGCUGGAGGUGAAGGACCACUACAACGAGGUGCUGAUGCAGAAGUGGGUCCAGGUAUUUAGGGAUAUAUUUGAGAAAGACAACUAUCAUCCUGUUCAAGUUGACACACUUGAAGAAUACAACCGAAUCACAGAAGUAUUUCCUUACCAAGAUCCAACUCUUGAGCAAGCCCCAUUCCCCAAACGCUUCCCUUUCUCUAUGAUGGUCCCAAAGGUGUAUCGGGAAGUGAAGGUGUACAUCUCUGCUUGCCUCGAGUUUUCAGAAGACUUAAAUCUAAGCCAAACAGAAAAGGAGGACAUGGUUCGUAAGUCCACCAACCUGCUGCUGACCCGAACAUUGAGUGGGUGUCUCGCAACACUCAUCAAGCGGCCCGGCCUGCGCUUGCUGCAGCUUAUUCAGAUUACCAUCAACACCUUGCAUUUGGAGCAUGCCAACGUCUUGCUGGAACACUACGUUGCCAAACUGACAGGGAGCAUAGAAGACGCCAGUAAACCCGGCCUUGGAAGACUACAGGGAAAAGCCAUGUUCAAAGACAUCAGAGGGGAGGCAGAGGAGCAGAUCUACAUUGCUCUGAGGCUCAAGAUUGAUGAAUUCUUGGACUUGGCAGCAUAUGACUGGAUGCUGGCUGAGCCCCAAGGAACAUCCUCCUCCUAUGUGACAGAUCUCAUUGCCUUCCUGAAUUCUACCUUUACGGCCUUUACUAACUUGCCUGUUCGAGUGGCCCAAACUGCUUGUAUGUCUGCUUGCCAACAUGUCGCCAAAUCCCUGAUGGCAAUGUUGCUCAGUGAGGAUGUCAAGCAGAUGUCACUAGCAGCUCUUGAACAAGUUAACCUUGACGUCAUUCAGUGUGAACAAUUUGCAGCCUUUGAGCCAGUUGAAGGGUUUGAAGAGGGUGCCCUGCUUAUGUGCUUCUCUGACCUAAGACAACUCUUGGACUUGUUCAUGACAGAAGAUUGGUCAACAUACUUCCAUGACUAUGGAUCUGAGAAUUCUAAAUACCUCAGAGUUAGUCCUCAUAAUGCUAUAAUUGUUGUAGAAAAGCUGAGGGAAGGUGAGAAGCGAGGGAUGUUCUCCAUCCUCAAGAGAAGUGAUAAGAAGAAGCUCCUGGAAACUGUCCUGAAGCAGCUAAGACAGCUGACCCAGCAGCAGCAUGCCUCCUGAGCUGGCGUGGGUAGGCAGUGUUACGUUUCUCUGGUUUAAUUUGUUUUACUUAAUGUUAUUGGCUAAACAUAACAGUAACCAAAGAAAAUAAGGAAGUAACUAGAUUAUUUAAUGAGAUUACUUUCAGUAUAUUAAUAUUUAUUUAUUUUUGUGAUAUGUAUGUCAGUUUCUUCUGUGCUAGGUACAAAAAUCUGUAUAUAUUCAUGAGGUAUGAAAAAGAGAAUGUAUAUUAUAUGAGUUAAGGCAAUUUAUAUAAUGCAUUUAUACUGUUUUCUUUACUUAGUCACAAAAUUAUACUCUUUUCUUGUUGAAUGUUGUCUCAAAAGUUCUUGCAGUGACAUAGAUAUUAUACUUCAGCAGUGGUUGCCAACUUGAGUGUAGUAACCCCAAACUGUGCAUUGUUAUAAUGGUGCUCAUCUACCAUGUAUAUUUGCAUUAAAUUUCAAUUUUUUUAAACUAAUUUUUAGGGUUCAGUAUAUGUGGUUGGCUAUUUAAUAGAUACCAUUUUUGAGGGGCUGAAGUUUAUGACACUAGUUGAAAAUAUAGCAUUGACCAUUUGAUAAAGAGCAAAAGUUGAGAAAUUACUGUACUAUGAUUUUUAGCAUCAAAAUGUUUGAAGCCAUAUCACAGACCUGGAAACAUGAGUGCAUAAAAUGUGGCAGCUGAAACACUAAGAAUCAAUAACAAGCUCAUAAAUUUCAAUGAGAAGAAGAAGAGGCUUUAGGGAUUUGCAGCUGUAUUUGACUGGUAUUUAGGAGUGGGAUCUAACAAAAUUAGUUUGGAGUCACUCAGGCAAAAGGAGCAUGUGGCUGUAUGAGUAGGGAAAAAAGGCCCAAUUAAAAUAUCAUCUAGUGUCAAAAGAUGGUGUGCUUCCCUGCCUUUGUGCAGGUGUGUUAGUAGAGGCCAGGUAUAUUUUUUUACCAAGGCUCUGGACAAAUGUUAGAUGAUGAUUAUAUGGUGAAUAAAGACAUGGAGAGCUACAUAUUUGUUCACUGAUUAGAAAACUUUGAGACAAAUGGAAGGAAUAUCUACUUUUGUUUAUUAAAAUAAUAUAAUAAAUCAUGGGUCAAAACAUUAAAUAUAUAGUUGCAGUUUUAUUUCUCACAAGUUUCAGCUUUUUUAUCAUUCAGAAUUUGCUUAGAUGUUUCAGCUGCACAGAUUGUUCUGCAUAAGUGAAUUGAGGCAUACUCUCUUAGCAUUUCAACUGUGGCAUUUUAGCAUUUGUGUUUCUGGGUCACAAUUAUGUAAAUGAUUUCAUCCUGACCUUAAACACAGAUGUUGACCUAUUUUUUCUUGAAAGUUAUGGUUCAUGACCAUGAUGUUAAUAUAUGACUAUGUUAUAUUGGUCUUCGUUAAAUCUUAAAAUAUUGAUAUUCUGUUACAUAAAACUAUCCUCUGAUCUUGAACUUUCAAUGCAUUUCUAUGAGAACUUACUCUAAAGGGGUGGUCACAAGAAAUAAUUCUCAUUGAUCUGUUUCCAAUAAUCCUUCCUUGUUUCUGAGGACCUCUCAUGGUAACUGAGGUAACGAGUAAGUGCAGUGGAGGACACCAAGUCCAGCCAUAGCCAUCACCAAGGAAUGUAUGUCACUUUCCUCCUCUAAGCUCCAGGAAUUCUGUGAAGUGACAAUAGGGAUAAAAUUUGUACUCAUUCAACACCUGAAAUCCACACAAAACUGGAGGUGUUGACACAACCAACCCAUCACAGCAUGCGGGACACCUUUUUCACCUAAUCAGAGUCCUUGCUAACACUGCAGCUUUAAUUUGUCUCUCUUGUCCUGUGCUGUGCUGCUUGGGAUAACUUGCUGCUCCUAGCUUAUGUUUUAUUGCAGUCUUUCAUGGCGUUUAGUAAAGAUGAGUUAGACAUGUUAACAGUGAAGCUGUCAACAUUUUUUUUUUUUUCAAGAUUCCAAUUAAACAGAUGCUUUGAGACUAAGAAGCUCUAGCAGUGAUAAUAGUUGCAAAUAUCUGUCUCUGUCUCCUUUUGUAUGUGACAAACUUGGUCUCCUCCUUUGUGCAUAGCUGCAAAUAAUGUUAAUUUAGAUUUUUAAAUGCAUUACUGUAAACUUGCAUUUGUGUUAAAGGUUUAAUUUUCAACAUUUUUGGUAACAUUGCCAGCUACUUCAUGGAUUGUUACUCUGAGUGGCUACACUUUAGGCCCAAAUCUAAAGCAUCAGCAUUAAUAGAAACCAUUAUCAUUUAAGUGGAGAGAAAAGAAAAACUAAUUCUGUAAAUCAAAAGGCUUGGAACCAUACUAAGCAUCCAAGUCUUUGGGGGUCCAGAUACAUGAACCAAAAAGUCAUAUUUCAUAUUUGUGAUGUAUAAAGGAAAUUCCUAAUACUCUGGACAACAACAGAUUUGAAUUUUACAUACAAUUCAUUUAACACAAGAAUAUAUGGUUUACUAUCUUUAAUUGCAUCUCAAGAUCAAAUACUGUGUUUAAUUUGGGCAACAAUACCAAGUCACACUUAAAUGCUCUCUAUAUAGUAGCUUCUGUACCCUAAUUUUGUAUACUUUCUUUUGCCUAUUUAUUUUAUCCACCUAUGCUUGUUUAUUGCUAGAGAGCUUUACUGGAACAGCCUUAGUUGAAUGAUAUAUGUUCAAUAAUUUUGUAGAGAUUAUCAUAAUGAAAAUUGGAUAGUCAAUAACAUUUUCCAUGUAUUUCACUUUACUAAGUCUCACCCUACUGAAUGGCUCUUAACCUUAAUGAAUUUCUUUAUUUUCAUCCACACCCAGACCUCUUUUGCAUUAACUGACGGGUUGUGUGAUUGCUGUGCCAUUUUCUUUUUUCCCCAAACUUUCCAUUGCAUCAUUUUCAUCUUUACAUCCUUCUGCCACCUGUUGAUUACUGCCAUACCUGUGCCACCCAUCAGUAUCUUGCAGCCCUGAUAUUGACUGGUUGAUUGAUCUUUUAUAUGGUAAAAUACAGAUUGUACAAUCAUCAAGAAUAACAUGAAAAUAUAUGCAAAUACCUAUUUCUAA